AUGCAUACCGUCAGAGCAAUCCCCGUGGGAGAGUUCAUCCGCACUGUCAGGAAUUGUAGUGAAGUGGAAAGAUUAGAGGAGGAAUGUGACAGGGUGGCAAAGAGGUUGAGAGAUAGAAAAUUACCCUAUGUGGAUGAUCAACAGAGGACGGGAGAUAGCUCUUCAAAAAGAAAGAAGAGAAUACUUUUUGGGAAAUCCAAACAUAAAUCAAAUGUGCCAGCUUCUGAUGGUGGCGUGAAGACUCGGAUAGACAGUGACCUGGACAAUGUUCCCACUCUCUCUCUAACAUACAGCAAUGAAUUCAGUUUAAUCAGCUCUGCAAUUAAGAAGUGCUUACCUAUUCUGUUUGAUGAUACCAUUCUUCAUGAAGCACUUAGGUCAGGUCAGUGCCAAGGAGCUGGCAGAUCUGCUGGAGUCAUUGGCUGCUCAGAAAAACUGGAAAUGUCAUCAUAUGGACUGAGCACAUGUAGUUAUGUCAUAGCCAUGGCAGGAAAGACUCUAGAAUUUUCUUAUGUGUCAAUUACUGUGAUUGAUGGGUCAUCAAGGAGAAGAGGAGACCAGUGCAGCUGGUCAAAGCUGGAGCCCAUUGGUCUUCACCCAGUCAAAACCUGCACCUCUCCAACUAUAAGAAAGAUACAAGAGCUGGUCCACUCGGAAGGAUCCACUUAUGAUCACAACCAUCAGGUUUCCUUGAUAAACCGAUCUGGAAUGCUCCCCAGUCACAUGAGUGCACUCAGCCAAUCACAGUUCAUCUCCCAAAUGGGAAUGAGGAGUGGAGUUACUCACGGGUCCCCCUCUCCACCUGGUAGUAAGUCAGCCACGCCCUCACCUUCUAGCUCCACCCAGGAGGAGGACACAGAUUCCCACUAUAAAGUUGCGGGAGAGAAACGACCUUCUGCUGACAUUGGUAAAAAGCCCAAAAAUCCGAAGAAAAAGAAGAAGAAGGAUCCAAAUGAGCCCCAAAAACCUGUAUCGGCGUAUGCCCUAUUUUUUAGGGACACACAAGCAGCCAUCAAGGGACAGAACCCUAAUGCCACAUUUGGAGACGUGUCCAAAAUUGUUGCUUCUAUGUGGGACAGCUUAGGUGAAGAACAAAAACAAGCCUACAAAAGGAAGACCGAGGCAGCCAAGAAGGAAUAUUUGAAGGCCCUUGCAGCCUACAGAGCAAGUCUGGUUUCCAAGAGCUACACUGACCAAGGAGAAACGAAAAACUCCCAACCUAAUCAACCCUCCAAAAUGAUUCUCCCAAAGCAGUCCAUGUAUAAUCUGCCUCCACAAUCUUCAUCACCAUAUCCAGGCCUGGCUUCAUUUCUGUCCCCAGCAGACCUGCCGAGUUACCGCAGUCACCCUCACAGUCUCUCCCGAAGCCUCAAUGCCAAAUCUAUGUUGCCCAGCAUCAGUGCCUCACCUCCACCUCCUUUCCAGAUCAGCCCUCCCAUCCACCAGCACAUGCGCCACCCUUCCAGCUCUCUUCUUAAUCAAUCACUCAAUAUGCAGCAAGUACCACAACCACCCAUCCUCCCUUCAUCCAUUGGACUACAGUCACCUAUGAGUUCAUCUCCCACAGGUCAACAGUCCUGA
Molecule: messenger RNA, 1581 nt
Organism: Bufo bufo (common toad)
Lineage: Eukaryota; Metazoa; Chordata; Amphibia; Anura; Bufonidae
Product: TOX high mobility group box family member 2-like
Exons: 8
Coding region: 1-1581 (526 amino acids)
Biological process (GO): regulation of transcription by RNA polymerase II
Cellular component (GO): nucleus
Molecular function (GO): chromatin DNA binding
Source: RefSeq, a predicted model, not a curated record